Messenger RNA from Helicoverpa armigera (cotton bollworm), 1122 nucleotides. RefSeq names its product androgen-dependent TFPI-regulating protein. Gene Ontology annotation, cellular component: membrane; endomembrane system. Bases 87 to 848 code for a protein of 253 amino acids. The transcript has 4 exons. The record is from RefSeq and is a predicted model, not a curated record. Lineage: Eukaryota; Metazoa; Arthropoda; Insecta; Lepidoptera; Noctuidae.
GCAUCGAAACGUCAAACACGCCAGUUUGUUUACAACUCGCACUAUAUCGAGACGCGUUUGUUUACUCGUUUAAAAUAUUAACCAAAAUGUCGAGUACUCCAUUAAGAGUAAAAUACGUUAAAAUCAAUGGCUUUCCAUUAUUGAACAUUAGGUUAUUUUUGUACAGUGUGGCGUUUGUUCAUCAAAUUGUGACUGCGGUGGUGACUUUAACCAUAGAUAUGUCAAAAGAUGAAGAUCCUGUGGUCAGGAAUUACAUGCUCGUGCGGUGGAUGCUUAUCACAUGCUGGUUCAAUGUGAUACUGCUAGGGUACUUUCCGCUGUGCCUCUACUGUGACUGGUACGAGAGAAAGAAUGAAGAGUCACCUCACGUUCAGAAGCUAAGAAUACUCCGGGACGUGGUCAUGACUUCCAUUUUGGUGCCUAUCACGACUUUUUCCGACGUGACAUUCUGGAUGCUAUACAGAUCCUACUCCAAUAUAAUAGCACCAGAUCGCGUGUGGGAAUACCUGCCUCCUUGGGCUCAGCACUCCUUGCAUACAAUCUCCAUGGUGGCUGUGGUCAUAGACCUGAUCAUCACACCUCGAAGAAGGCCUGAUAGCAUGAAGACUGGACUAGCUGUCAUGUUUGGCUUUUCAAAUGUUUACUGUCUUAUGGUCUACAUAUUUCUUCUGUUUGGUAUCCCGGUGUACGCAUUCCUAGCGACUGCCAGUGACGUCCUUUUAAUAGCAGUGUUCGUGGGCUUUCACGUUGUGCUAAUAACCAGUUUCUAUGUACAAUGGCAACUUAUUGACUACAUUUGGGGACGGAAAGGGACUUUAUCUAGUACAAAGUUGAUUAAAAUCAGUUAGGAAUCUGUUUUUACAACUUGAAUCUCUUGUAGAACUUGAGGUUAAAGACAAAGUCAAGCUUUUCCGUUGCAUACGAAAAGCUUUGUAAAUUCUUGGAUUCAGUUAUUCUUGAAAUAUAAUUUAUUCUCAUUAUAAAGCUAUUAAAGUUUGUGAUUCAGAUGAAGCAAGAAUGCCUGUUUAAUAUUCACAAUAAUCAGUAUUUCGCGAAAUGUAUUCGCGUAGUGUGUUCAGGAUGUGGUGCUGGUGAUUUGAAUGUUUUGUUGUAGUAUAAACA